AAAGCCCAGUCGCUUGCUGUCUGAAGCGGCAGCGAGCGGAGUUGGGCAAGAGGCUUCCGUCUCUGGGCUGCGGAAACUACUAUCAGAAAGCCAGCAAUCUCUCUUGGCAGCAGACUCGUGAACGGCGGCAGUGAUCUGGGAAAGGUGGACGCUUUAUUCGAAGUCUCAGCGCACCUGAAUACAUUUAUUUAAAACAUUUUCAUCUUAUUGAAGGAAAAGGCCUUCGGAGAUGGGCGACAAGGCGGGGACCAGAGUCUUCAAGAAGUCCAGCCCUAACUGCAAGCUCACAGUAUACUUGGGGAAGAGGGACUUUGUGGAUCAUCUAGAUCAAGUGGACCCUGUGGAUGGGGUACUCUUGAUCGAUCCAGAAUACCUUAAAGACAGAAAAGUGUUUGUGACCCUGACAUGUGCCUUCCGCUAUGGUCGUGAGGAUCUGGAUGUUCUGGGCCUGUCCUUCCGAAAAGAUCUCUUCAUUUCCAGUUUCCAGGCGUUUCCCCUUUUGCCCGAGGAACGUAAACCGCUUAGUCGUCUGCAGGAGAGACUGCUGAAGAAGCUCGGACAGAACGCUUACCCUUUCAACUUCACGAUUCCACAGAACCUUCCGUGCUCAGUCACUCUACAGCCAGGCCCAGAGGACACAGGAAAGGCAUGUGGUGUAGACUUUGAAGUCAGGGCAUUCUGUGCCAAAACUGUGGAUGAGAAGACUCACAAACGGAACUCUGUGCGGUUGGUCAUUCGGAAGGUGCAGUAUGCUCCAGAGAAGCCUGGUCCUCAGCCAAUGGUGGAGACCACACGCAGCUUCCUUAUGUCUGAUCGCUCGCUUCACCUUGAGGCCUCGCUAGAUAAAGAGCUCUACUACCAUGGUGAACCUAUCAGUGUAAACGUCCAUGUGACCAACAACUCCACCAAAACAGUCAAACGAGUUAAAAUUUCUGUGCGACAGUAUGCCGAUAUCUGUUUGUUCAGCACUGCACAAUACAAAUGUCCUGUGGCUCAGGUAGAGGCCGAUGACCAGGUGUCACCCAGCUCCACAUUCUGCAAGGUGUAUACACUCACCCCCACGCUGACCAAUAACAGAGAGAAAAGAGGUCUGGCUCUGGAUGGACAGCUAAAGCAUGAAGACACCAACUUGGCCUCCAGUACCAUCGUGAAAGAUGUUUCCAAUAAGGAGGUCCUGGGAAUCCUGGUGUCCUACAGAGUUAAAGUGAAGCUAGUGGUGUCUCGUGGAGGUGAUGUAUCUGUGGAGUUGCCUUUUGUCCUGAUGCACCCCAAGCCCUCAGAACAGCCCAACUCUAGACCACAGUCAGCUGUGCCAGAGACAGACGUCCCUGUGGACGCCAACCUCAUAGAGUUUGAAACAAAUAACAUCUCACAGGAUGAUGACUUUGUGUUUGAGGACUUUGCGAGGCUCAGGCUGAAGGGAAUGAAAGAUGAAGAGGACGACCACUUCUGCUAACCCACCCACCCACACACGCACAAACACACACGCACGCACAUGUUACCAUGAAGAGCAACAGGAAGUGGAACAGGAUUUGAGGUGUCAACCUGCCAGUACUUUCAUCCCUCUGCUCCACGGGGGCUCAUCUGAUGGAGUGGAGCAAUUACUGAUAUUUCAAAGCCUUCUGUCUUCUUUUCCUUCUUUCCUUUACUUUUGUGUCCCUUCCACACCAUUUUAUCAUCUGUGACGUGGUCCGUACAUUGACCUCCGUUUAUGCGGUCGUAUGAGCCACUUCACUCUGGCGCUUAUACAUGUAUGUUGGAUGGAAACAGAUGGAGAAAAGCCGAAGUGAAUUUAGAUGGGUCAUCUAGACAUCAGUCUAUAAGAUUGCUGGUGGGCCAGGGGUCCAUUGAUUCAGGGGUGAAUUUUUAUUUCUUGUCAUUAUAUUCCCACUUAUAUAUCGAGUGGGUACUACUAGCUAUGUAAUGAAGAUAUAUAUAUAUGUUUCAUGUUAUUUCAUUGUACAGUACAUGCACUGUUCGCAAACACCAUAGGGAACUUGAGUUUGGUGUUCAUUUUAUUCCACGUACUUAGACCCGUAAUCCAAUCCAUCCAUAUUUGCUAAUUGGCUUUAUGUUAUAGUUAUGUCAACGUAUACAUAUCAUAAACAUUUGUAGUAACACUUUAUGUGCACUUGUAGUGCACGCAAUAUUCAAAUAAUUAAGGAUGCAGCGUUUUAGCGGAAGUGUAUUCGGCAAAGCGCAUUGGGACACCUGAUUUUAUAUUUUAAAUUUCAGCGUCUAUUUCACAUAUUGAGUUAUAGAAUGUGUAUACACAAGUCUUCAGUGCGAAAUUAGCUUGUAGAUACAACAAGAGGGCAGUACAGACUCUGAGAACUCAUUCAGAUGCCUGUUAUUUCUGUAUUCACAUGCCUGUCAUUUCUGUAUGUGCCACACAAAAUGGACGUUUUCAUUAUUUGUGCCUGCCAAACCUGAUUUUUACCAAAAUGUGACGAUUUCUAAUGUUGCUUAUAAGCUUGGUUAAAAAUGACAUGCUCAUUUCUAGUUUUAGUUUCAGAAACUAUCGAUGGAACCAUUGGACUGCCAGACAUAUUUUAAUGAUGGUUAUUUUAAAGUCUCAUAACACGAUUUCCAGGAAAUUUACUGCGAGGAUCAAGCUUUUUCUUUGAUAUUCUGCAUAGUUUACUACUGAACAGAGGCAAAAUGACAUGUUACAAUGUGUACAGGGAGGUAACAUUUUGCAGUGCACAAAAUGGAGCUCCCGUUGAAGGACAAAAAGCUAUAUCUUAAAUAAAGGUUUGCUUUGUUUAAAGCACCCAAACUAUCAAGUCAAUGAGCAUACUUGCAUUAGAUGCUUUUUUAGGUCUGCAAAACCACAAAUCCCAACAUCGGUAAUCUAAGAUUUUCAUGAAUGUUUUAAAUAAAACUGUAAUGAGUUAUGACUUUAGCUCAUAUGCUUAGAAACAUUACAGCCCUGAGGGCUUCAGAGAACAUCAAAUUGUUGUUGUUUUUUAGAAAAUCCAAUGUUUAUUUUUAUGAGAGCUAGAAAAGAACCUGAUGAAAAUAUGUGUUGUAUAUACUGUAGUUGUCUAUGAAUAUUGUACACGUUAAUGGGUGUCUGACCAUCUGUUUCCAGUAAAGUUAGCUGUAAAAUCUGGAUUACAAGUAUGAUGGUGGUUUUGCUUUCAGGCUAUAGUUUCCUCUGCGCUUUCUAAUGUACAGGAAGUGAUUAGCACAAUGUGCUGUAAGAUAUUCAGAAUUUAAUGGAAAUGAUCACACAAACACACACAUGCAUUUCUACCCGUUUCAAAGUUUUAGAUUUUUACAGAUGAAACCUUUAACUACUCCGAUAGUCCCAUAAUGCUGUAUGUCAUUCAGUAUAGCCCUAUAUUGCGAUUUUAGCAAACAGCAUUAUGAACUUUGUUUAUAAAGCAACAGAGCUGUGAUAAACACUGUGGCACAAGCCAUUAAAUCCUAGUUAUUUUUCUUCAAUAAACAAAGCAUCAGUCAGGUCUAUUGUGGCAAAGAUUAUUGUGAUCAAAUUAUUACAACAGCAUUGUUUGAUAUGCUACAUAUUGGUUGCAUAUAUGUAGAUUUAUGACUUUGUCAAAAUACAGUGCUUUAUUUUAAAAACACAUUGACCUAUGGAAGAGGCCAUCUCCAUUAAUGGUUUCUGCUUGUUUUCUGUCCUGUAGUGGGUGCUUUGCUAGAAAGCCCUGCAUGCUUCUAGAGGUGCCUGCUUUAAGAUUAUUGUACUAUUGUAAUGGAUCUCACUGCAUCUUCAUGUAAAAUUUUGCUUUUGUGAUUUGAAUGGAGCCUGUUGUCCUUUUUAAGCAGACAAGUGUAAACGUUAUUUGCAUAUCGAUUUGGGUUAAAGGAAACCACAGACUCUUGUUCGAUUUCAGAAUAUCAAGACCAAUGCCAGACAUUUUAAAGGAUGAUUUUAAAGCUACUUCUCACUAAUAAAAUUUAUAUUCAGCAAAUAAAAAGCUACCAAAAUGUU
Molecule: messenger RNA, 3961 nt
Organism: Triplophysa rosa
Lineage: Eukaryota; Metazoa; Chordata; Actinopteri; Cypriniformes; Nemacheilidae
Gene: arrb2b
Product: arrestin, beta 2b
Exons: 15
Coding region: 230-1456 (408 amino acids)
Biological process (GO): signal transduction; G protein-coupled receptor internalization; positive regulation of ERK1 and ERK2 cascade
Cellular component (GO): cytoplasm
Molecular function (GO): angiotensin receptor binding
Source: RefSeq, a predicted model, not a curated record